CCCUUCCCGCGGGGUCCCCUACGCCAGCCCAGCGGGGCAUCGGGGUGGAACUGCCAUCAUGUCCCCAGGCGCAGCUCGGUGGCCGCCCGUGCCCUUCUGCUUUUUGCUUAUUUUCCAGCCACCUAAGUCCAAUCUGAACGCCCAAGUCGGUGAUUAUUGUUUGCCUGCUUCCAAAGAUUGGUAGACAGAUGCCUUUUUAAAAAUCUCAUUUUUCUUAAAAUCUGGUUUACGUGGAAAACGUUAGGAGAACUCAUAUAGGAAGGGCAAUAGGGACCCCUAUCUUGAACCCGGUCUGUCAUCCCACUGAAAUUCUACCACGUGGAAGAACGCUUGCAGGGUCGGAACUGUGGAACUGCCCAAUAACCAGUCGUUAUUGAGGGUCGAGAUUGUGGAGGAGGGGACACACUGGUUCAAAAAUUCUGAUUAAUGACAGCCAGUUAAGAUUUCUGAGUUGCGCUUGAAGUCCUUUGCUUCAAUCUCAGCCAAAUCAUCCUUGGCAAGAGAGUCUGUAUACGGGCCACAGCUCACAAAAACAGUUUGAAAAAAUGUAUUUCAAGAACACUGUUUGUAAAAUGAAUCCCAAGACCCAGGACAGACUUUCCUAAGGUGAGAUGUGUUACUUACCCGGAGCUGUGAAGGGCUUUAUGGAUGGAAACUAGACGCUGAAUUUUCCAAAAUGUUAAGAAGUCCCCCCAGCUGAUGGCCCCCUACUUUCUUUUUUAAACCAAAGGUAAGAGCUAGUAGUUAAACGACAGUUCUAAGCUUGUCCUUUUGGGUUAUGGCAGCUUCUGCUAUGAAAAGAUUUGGGAGUGAUUCAGUCACUUGGGGAAGGUUGGGGCUGGAGAGAGAAAUGGUUUUGGUGCUUUCUGGUCUAAUGAGGAGGAUAUGCUGGGCCAAAGCAGGUGCCCUGGGGCUCUCCCAGGCGGGGGAGAAGGUGGGUUCUGCUCCUGCAAUCUGGAUUAGGUGGGCCCGGGACAGCCUCUUAUGUCCCAGCUGGAAAGCCUGACUGCUGGGUACGUUUAUAGGGCUGCAGAUAGGGCUUGGCUAAUGGAUUACCUCAAAAUCAACAAGAGGAAGUUAUAAACAUGUGACUGGACUUAUUAAUUUUUCCUGGCUGGGCAUUUGGUGGACUUAAUUUGUUAAUGUUUAAUAAAUCCUCAUGGAUCAUAAUUGUAAUAGAAUCUCUCAGACGUUUGAUGUUACUUAGAAUCUCUGGAGGGGACCAUGAAGGACACUCAGACGGGGCUGCACAUGUGCAGAGAUCUUGUAAGGUGACCAUAACUUUCCCCUGUACCAUGUGUGAAAUAAGCUGCUGGAUGUGUGACCGGAAUGGCGGUCGGCGGCUCCGACAGUGGCUGAUCGAGCAGAUUGACAGUAGCAUGUAUCCAGGACUGAUUUGGGAGAAUGACGAGAAGAGCAUGUUCCGGAUCCCUUGGAAACACGCUGGCAAGCAAGAUUAUAAUCAGGAGGUGGAUGCUUCCAUUUUCAAGGCCUGGGCAGUUUUUAAAGGGAAGUUUAAAGAAGGAGACAAAGCUGAACCAGCCACUUGGAAGACGAGGUUACGCUGUGCUUUGAAUAAGAGCCCAGAUUUUGAGGAAGUGACGGACCGGUCCCAGCUGGACAUUUCCGAGCCUUACAAAGUUUACCGAAUCGUCCCUGAGGAAGAGCAAAAAUGCAAACUAGGCGUGGCAGCUGCCGGCUGCAUGAAUGAAGUCACAGAGAUGGAGUGUGGUCGCUCUGACAUCGAAGAGCUGAUCAAGGAGCCUACUGUGGACGAUUACAUGGGGAUGAUCAAAAGGAGCCCUUCCCCACCAGAGGCCUGUCGGAGCCAGCUCCUUCCAGACUGGUGGGCGCAGCAGCCCAGCACAGGUGUGCCACUGGUGACGGGGUACACUGCCUAUGACGCGCACCAUUCAGCGUUCUCCCAGAUGGUGAUCAGCUUCUACUACGGGGGCAAGCUGGUGGGCCACGCCACCACCACCUGCCCCGAGGGCUGCCUCCUGUCCCUGAGCCAGCCGGUGCUGCCCAAUGCCAAGCUGUGCGGGCCCGAGGGCCUGGAGCUGGUGCGCUUCCCACCGGCCGAUGCCAUCCCCAGCGAGCGACAGAGGCAGGUGACCCGGAAGCUGUUCGGGCACCUGGAGCGCGGGGUGGAGCUGUACAGCAGGCGGCAGGGUGUGUUCGUCAGGCGGCUGUGCCAGGGCCGGGUGUUCUGCAGCGGCAAUGCCGUGGUGUGCAAGGGCAGACCCAACAAGCUGGAGCGUGACGAGAUGGUCCAGGUCUUCGACACCAGCCAGUUCUUCCGAGAGCUGCAGCAGUUCUACAACAGCCAGAGCCGGCUUCCCGACAGCAGGGUGGUGCUGUGCUUUGGGGAAGAGUUUCCGGAUAUGGCCCCCUUGCGCUCCAAACUCAUUCUUGUGCAGAUCGAGCAGCUCUACAUCCGGCAGCUGGCAGAAGAGGCCGGGAAGAGCUGCGGUGCCGGCUCCGUCCUACAGGCCCCCGAGGAGUCCCUGCCAGACCAGGUCUUCCGGAUGUUUCCAGAUAUCUGUGCCUCACACCAGAGACCGUUUUUCAGAGAAAACCAGCAGAUCACCGUUUAAGUGCGUCGCUUGGGCGCCCUGCCCCGCCCGCGUCCGGCACCCAUCUCCCUAUUCCUGUGGCCCUCAUCAUCGUUCAAGGCUGUGGAUCCCUCUGGCCGGGGCGGGAUGCCUUCCUUUGCACUUAAUUCAGUAAGCGCAUGCUUGGAGGAGCUGACGUUUAACAGUUGGCGGCACAGCCCUGCCGAUCAGAUGUCGAUGGUGGGAUCUGACUCUGAAUGUCCCGGAUGCUAUAGCCACGACCUGUGGCUACAAAUGGUGUUUUCUACAUUUCCCCUUCAUUAUCAUUAGUUGCUAUGAUUCUUUCUGCAUUUUCGGCUAACUCUCAUUUCCAAAGACUUGUCAUUCAGUAACAUUAGUGGAAAGCUGCUUCGAGUCAAGGAAUUUGGGGUUGAAAAUCAACUUUUGAAAACAAGGUUGUUUUUGUCUUUAUCUUUUGUUAGUUAUAGAUUUAUGAUUUCAUAGGCUUGAUUCUAUGUGAAAUAUCUUUUUACUUUUAAGCAUUUUAAUAAGAUUUAAAAUUAUUUAGAUACAAGCCCUCCCCCCCCCUCUUUAAAGAGUGCAAGAAAAACUCUUGGGUUGUUAGAAGAAAGGGUAUUCUUUCUAGAAUUCAGUGCAGGAACGUGUUCA
Sapajus apella (tufted capuchin) is the source of this 3224-nucleotide messenger RNA. It is a transcript of the gene IRF8, whose product is annotated as interferon regulatory factor 8. The record is from RefSeq and is a predicted model, not a curated record. NCBI's taxonomy places the organism in Eukaryota, Metazoa, Chordata, Mammalia, Primates, Cebidae. The transcript has 9 exons. Gene Ontology annotation, biological process: immune system process; regulation of transcription by RNA polymerase II. Gene Ontology annotation, molecular function: RNA polymerase II cis-regulatory region sequence-specific DNA binding; protein binding; DNA-binding transcription factor activity, RNA polymerase II-specific. The coding region runs from base 1143 to 2597 and encodes 484 amino acids. Gene Ontology annotation, cellular component: nucleus.